UCGAAUGACUAUCCGCAAUCAUGGCAGGGAUUCAGGAAAAAGAUUUGUGCACUGUCUGGGUAGGAAAUAAGUCAAGAGGACGUCUGCUAUUUGUAAUGCAUGGAUAUUUUCCUCAGCGCUGAAUGAAACCAAGAGGCACGCAAAUAUUUUUUGCUGCAGAGCUUUACUUUUUCUUGGGCAUGGAUUUCGAAUGGUCAAAUUACGUUUAAUUUAUUAUUUUAGCCAGAGCAAAGUGCGUGGCUGCUAGCAAACCGCUAACUUAGCUACUAGUUGGAUAGACGCUAUCCUAACUAAAUGAGCUACUCUGUUUUUUAUUUAAUUUUUUAGUGUUUACUAAUAUUUAACUAGUUAGCUUUUUUUUCCAGUUUAGUCAGUCUUAGCAACUUGUUUGUGUCGAUCGAUGACUCUCGACAGCCUUAAACAUUCUCCUAUCCUUUCAACUUUGUUUAAAAUGGCAGACGACAUAGAAUUGAUAGGAGCCUGUGAAUUAAUAAAAGAUCGAUUAUAUUUUGCUACCCUAAGAAGCAAGCCAAAAAGCACUGCAAACACUCACUACUUCUGCACAGAUGACGAAUUUAUCUAUGAAAAGAGGAGACUGCGUGGCAGGCUGACCACCUGUUAUGAGUGCAGCAAGGAGCCAAGCUUCUAUGCGGAUUUUGGACCACUCAACCUAGCCAUGCUAUACAGAUACAGCUGUAAACUCAACAAAAAGCUGAAGUCGUUCACACUGACCAGAAAGCGAAUCGUGCACUACACCAGCUUUGACCAGCGGAAAAGGGCUAAUGCUGCUGUUUUAAUUGCUGCCUAUGCUGUCAUCUACCUAAAGAAGACCCCAGAGGAGGCCUACAGGGCUCUGAUCUCAGGCUCCAAUGCUUCAUAUCUUCCCUUCAGGGAUGCCUCGUUUGGAAAUUGCACAUACAACCUGACGAUUCUCGACUGCCUACAAGGAAUCUGGAAAGCCCUGCAACAUGGAUUCUUUGACUUUGAGACAUUUGACGUGGACGAAUAUGAGCACUACGAGCGAGUGGAAAACGGUGACUUCAACUGGAUCGUGCCAGGGAAGUUUCUGGCCUUCAGUGGACCCCAUCCCAAAAGUAAAAUAGAGAAUGGCUACCCUCUCCAUGCCCCAGAGGCGUACUUCCCCUACUUCCGGAAACACAACAUUACCACGGUGGUGCGGCUCAACAAGAAGAUCUAUGACGCCAAGCGCUUCACGGAUGCCGGCUUCGACCACUACGACUUGUUCUUCGUGGAUGGCAGCACACCCAAUGACGUCAUCACCCGCCGAUUCCUGCACAUCUGCGAGAGCACCGAUGGAGCCGUGGCCGUUCACUGCAAGGCUGGCCUUGGGCGUACUGGCACCUUGAUAGGCUGUUACCUAAUGAAGCACUACCACUUCACGGCAGCAGAGACCAUCGCCUGGAUCCGGGUCUGCCGGCCGGGCUCUAUUAUCGGGCCUCAGCAGCACUUCUUGGAGGAGAGGCAGGCAGCCAUGUGGAUGCAGGGAGACAUGCAGCGUUCGCAGCCGAGGGGUGUGUCUCACCUCAUCUCCAGCAUGGACGACCUCACCCUCAGACCAACCCACACCUCUAUUACCACCAGCAGCCCCGCUGGCAUCCUCAGGUCCCACAGUACCGACCGCCUUCAAGAGAACGACUACAUUGGGGAGAAUGGCCUAUGCAUGACCCAAGGUGAUAAAUUGCGUGCCUUAAAGGGCCGGCGCCAGCCCAGGUCGGCCACAACAGGAGCUCUAAGACUUGAAGACAUGAAAAUGCACACCAGGUCACCGUCCCAACCUUUUAGUAGGAUGAACCUUGGAGUGGGCACGCAGUGUACCAUCUCCCCACUCAAGUCCUCCAAAGUCCCAUCAUCCUCUGCUUCCGCCACGGCCAAGAGAAUCAGCCGCAGCUCCUCCUCCUCGGCAUCCAACCUCAAGAGCUCCUUCAUUAACUGCAGGCUAGCCAGCUCCUUAGGCAACCUGUACGCAGCUGACAGCAGCGAGGGCAAUAGGAAGCUGCUGUACACGCCCUCUCCAUCACACUCUUCCUCCUCUCCUCCCUCCAUCGUCACCACCCCCAUCCCUCCGUCGGGCUGGGCCGCCUCCGUUCACGGCUACGUGACUAACGGCGUGCACGGCGCCAAUUACCACCACCAUGAGGUCAACAACAAUCAGUAUAACUCGUCCCCUACUGGGGUGUUCAGCCCCGCGGGGGCCCCCCAACAUGCUGCAGGCAGGCUGGGCCCCGGGUCUGAUAAGUACAGCCCAUUCAGACCCCAGCAGGAGGGCUACUCUGGGCUCAGCGGACCUUCCGGCCGCUACCUCAGCCGCUCCAUCCCCUCCCUUCAAUCUGAAUAUGUUCAGUACUAAAGCUGCGUUUCUGCGUUGACCAAGACUGGACAGCCAUCGUGACGACUGAACUGGGCGCGAUGGAGUCUCCCACCCCUCUCCAUCUCCCCCUUCUUCCCUGCUUUCUCCCACAUACUGAAAAGGAAAUGAAUAAACCAGGAGGACGUAUUACAUUUAUUCUUCUCUCUUGGCACCUGGACGGCUGUGAUCUUUGGGGGCAGGCACAUAGACAGCAACAAACUCACAAGGGCUUAUGGAACUUUGAGUUUUGAGCUUCUUCUGUCAGCUUCAGACGGCUUCAAUCCACCUUAACUGAAGUCACUGUUUGUAUAAUGCUAACAAAGGGAGAUUACCCGGCUGUAGUUAGGCUUGGCCAGGCUGUAACUAUGUGAGUGCUCUGUCUCUUUAAAGCUGAGAUAUGGCCAUAUACUGUAGACUGGAGGUUCUCUGCUUCCCUGCAUCACAGAUUUCCGUUUUUAUUUAUGUGUACAUGUGCUAUACAAAAUUACUGUGUACACAACACAUGACAUGUAGUGAAAAAAUAGGAUAUUUUUAGACAAGGAUUUUAUACAUGAAACAUGACAAUUGUGUUGCCUGGAUAAAGAAAUAUGUUUAUAUUUACAAGUGGGUUAGCAAACAGGUUUUGGUUUAUCGCAAUUCUAUUUUUGUCUGAGUGUUACUACUUCACUAACAACAUCCAAAUAUGCGAGGGGUUUAUGGAGAGGUUCCUUAUCAGCAAUGUAUUGGCAGCACAGGACCAGGCUCAGGGUGAUGUGCUCUUGCAAUUAUGAUUCUGUUUUGUGUGUGAGAAUGUAGACCGCGUGCACAUGCACGCUAAUGUAUGUACGUACCAUAGACUGUAUAAAAACCUGUAUGUACGUACUUACCUAUGUGAGUGUGUGUAGAUGAAUGAGACUGCAUAGUGAGUGUGUGUAGAUGAAUGAGACUGCAUAGUGAGUGUGUGUAGAUGAAUGAGACUGCAUAGUGAGUGUGUGUAGAUGAAUGAGACUGCAUAGUGAGUGUGUGUAGAUGAAUGAGACUGCAUAGUGAGUGUGUCUAGAAACCAUGUGUGUGCAGUCCUCUGCCCAUGGAGUGAAAGGGUCUCUAGAGAGAAGAGAAUGACGUAUAGGGAAGAGAUGAGUGUUGUCUCCUCUUCACUAUUUUAAAUUGUUUUAAAUCAAUUCAAUGAACUGGUGGGAUUUGAUAACCCCCAAUUGGAACUAAUUCAUGCUUAAUGUUCUCCUCUGUCGCAAGCCUACGUCAAUCCUUUCAAUGAUUUGCAUCUCAAUGGGACUCACAUGGUCAAGUAAAGGAUAAAUACAGAAUAUUAUCAUCAAAAAGGAUGUAGCUAAUUUCAUAAACCCUCACAGGUCAAUGAUUUGACAACUAAAGUCAUAACAAUAACCAGACUGGGUUAUUGUGACUAGGUAUGUUGAGCAUGAUGAACAGUGGUCAUUAGUAGAGAAAAUGUAUUGUGUUGUUGGACCAACACCACCCGCAACAUAAGCCUCAGUCCCUGCGGUAUACCAUACACCAGGCAGCUUAGCAAUCCCCUCCACAGACACAAGAUCCCACUGCAAUAAUGCUCUUUGAAAGGAAAAGGAGCACAUUUUCAGUGUUAUUCGACAAGCUGUGGGUUAUGGAACUUGAUUUGUGGCAGCCUAUUUUUAACACAUACCUACUGUAGAACCAGUUAUGUUAGUUGUGUUAUCGUCAGGGCGCAAUGAUAACAGAUGUUUGUCGCUAUUACUGAAAUAUUUCCCAGUUUUGUCGAGAAUGUAAAAACAACGCAGAAACUUUUCCUGCGUAUUACAAUUCUUUCAGACUGUAGAAGGAGAUAAAAACAUUUCCGCUUUGCAGGUAGAGGUUCCUAAAAAAAAAAAUGGAAAAGCACAACUGUCCCCCAAAAUACCGUCUUUAAAAUCUCAUGCUGGAUGUCAUUGUGUGUACAAUGCAGCAGUCAUUAUCAAAGCUUGUUUUUUUACCAAUGAAUAUGAUCUACUGUGGCGCGACUAACUCAUCCAUUUUCUGUUGGACCUUAUAAGAGUCCCUAUAUGCUUUUUACUUUUAAAACUUUUGUUGAAUUUCAAAGUUGAUUUAAAUAAAUGUGUACCGAAGCAUCUGUUCAUGGCUGCAAUGAUGUUUAUUUUGUUAGAGCCCUGUACAUUCCUGGCAGUGAAAUGUGUUUCUUUGUUUCGAGAUGGGAGAAUCUUAAUAAUGCAGGUAUUCUACCUCCUUGAAAUGUACAAUUUAUAGCGAUACAAUUCGUACUUGAAUUUAUUUUUCAAGCAGUAUGUAAAGAAAAUCUAUAACUGUAGAUUAGUAUUUUUGCUUUUCAUUUUCUUACAGUAAGAAUAGUACAAUGUCUACUGUACUACAUGUGUAUAUUUGACAGGGAACAGAGGUUGCUGAAGGAAGUAACACAAUUAAAAAAUAUAAUUUUCAAGA
This is a messenger RNA of Oncorhynchus gorbuscha (pink salmon), 4795 nucleotides long. RefSeq names its product cell division cycle 14Ab (gene cdc14ab). Gene Ontology annotation, biological process: microtubule cytoskeleton organization; regulation of exit from mitosis; cilium assembly. Bases 401 to 2368 code for a protein of 655 amino acids. The record is from RefSeq and is a predicted model, not a curated record. Gene Ontology annotation, cellular component: centrosome; spindle pole; mitotic spindle. NCBI's taxonomy places the organism in Eukaryota, Metazoa, Chordata, Actinopteri, Salmoniformes, Salmonidae. The transcript is spliced from 17 exons. Gene Ontology annotation, molecular function: protein serine/threonine phosphatase activity; protein tyrosine/serine/threonine phosphatase activity.